AUGGCACUUCCUAAACACAGAUUCUUAAUGUGGUUGGCUGUCCAGGAAAGACUACUUACACAUGAGAGAAAGUUGAGGUUACAGAUUCAGGUUGAUGAUACUGCAUGUUGUUUAUGUGCUGAGAAAGUAAUGGAGACUAAUGUUCACUUAUUUGAGAAAUGCAAAUGGAUAUCAACUGUGUGGCAAGCAAUGAAUCAUUGGACUGAAGUGUCUAUGCAUAAUAUAGGUAUAAUGAAAGUUCUGGAAUGUAUAGACGGGAAACACUGGAAGCUAUUUCAAAAAGAGAUCAUGGCAGCGAUAUGUGGAGCUAUCAUUUAUCACACUUGGCGUGCCAGAAAUUGGAGGCGAUACAAAGGCAAAUGUGUACAGACGGAUGAGGCAAUUGCACAUAUAAAGAGGAAAUCAGAGAAAGGUUACAGUUACUUAGUAGUUCCAAGAAAGCAAUGA
Solanum tuberosum (potato) is the source of this 447-nucleotide messenger RNA. RefSeq lists its product as uncharacterized. The record is from RefSeq and is a predicted model, not a curated record. The coding region runs from base 1 to 447 and encodes 148 amino acids. The transcript has a single exon. Lineage: Eukaryota; Viridiplantae; Streptophyta; Magnoliopsida; Solanales; Solanaceae.